ACACUAGUGCUGAGUGCCGAACAUUUGUAGGAUUGGUACCUGACUAGUACACGAGGUAAACCAGGUCUUACCAGGCAACCUUUCUUUUGUGAUCCCACUAGCGUGGUUGGUCGGUUGGUUUGUUUUUCUUCCUUGGUUAGACUCCUUGUCUGGUUGCUCGGCGAAGGUGGACGUGGAUUGUUUAUAAGCUACACAAUUGUACGACAUGUCGUCGAUCUGCACAUCUCCUUCCCCUUUUCGCUUUUGCUUCAUUCAUUUUACCUUGUUUACCCUUUCGUACGUAAUUUUGUCCAAUUCAUAUGUUUUAAUGUCUAUGUCCGGAGUCAACAACAAAAGCCAUGUUUCAUCACGUCAGACCUUCAAGGAUAGAGCUAGACGAUGGCCUCAGUCUCGAUAGCGGUCUGGGCAUGGCGUCUCAGCCAUCCUCGCCCAUGACCCCAAAGCACCUCGCAUCUUUUGAGUAUAUGACGAGGAGCUUGUCGCCCACGAACCCAUUCAGCACAAACCCGUUCAGCGAUGAUGCUGCCGCCGGUCUAGACGACCUCUUCCCUGGCGAGGGAAGCCAACCAUCACCAGUACCACAACCGAGCACCCCAUUGAGGGGACUCACUCACCCAUCCACACCAAAGACUCAACCACAACCACACACCAGCCCCCUCCUCACCGCAGACCGCCGGGUAACCAGGACCCUAUCACUCAAACUCGGUCCAGUACCAAAAAAGCGUCGCCAAAGCACCACCCAACUCGCCGAGCAGCUUCACCACGCCAUUGAUAAGAACGAUACCGGCGCAAUCCUCAAGCUCAUCAAAGAGGGCCGCAUCGACCCCAACAUCCAACGGCGGGGAUCAAGCCUACCACCCCUUCAUGAGGCCCUCGCCGCUCGUUCCAUCGAUGCCGCCAACUUCCUCGCCCUCUCAGGCGCAGACCUAGAAGCAACCAACAGGACGAAAGAGACAGCCAUCAUCACCGCCACCAAGAACGGAUUCCCCAGUGCAUCCAUCACCUUACUAUGCGAACUCGGCGCCAAGGUAGAUGCUGUUGACACAUUCGGCCGAUCAGCGCUUCACUACGCAGCAAGCAGCCACGGUUCGGCUUCGUCUCCUCCAUCCUCUUCGUCUGGGAAAUCCAGCGAGGAUGACAAGGUAGAAACGGUCAAGAUCCUCUGCUCCCACGGCGCCAACCCAAACCUGCCAGACGAAACAGGCCACAUGCCUCUCCACCAAGCGGUCCAUAACAUCCACCUAGCCGCAGCCAGGCAACUCCUUGACUGCGGUGCCGACAUCAACGCCGCGACCAAGAGUGGAAGAACCCCUCUUUACUUGGCCAUCGCCAAACGCAGCACCGACAUUGUCUCCCUUCUCUGCGAGCGUGGUGCCGUCAUCAAUCGCUGUGUUGGCGAUUCCAUACCCUUGCUGGCCGCCAUCACGGCGGGUUGUACCGACAUUGCUCGGGUGUUGAUACAGGCAGGUGCUGCCGACCCUAACCUGUCUGGAGGGAAGGGGAACUUUCCCUUGCUUAUGGCUUCGGCACUGGGGAAUGAGGAGUUAGUUGAAAUGCUACUGGCUCAUGGUGCUGACGUUCAUGUGGCGAGCAGCUCGACCGGGAUGACGCCGUUGCAUGUGGCAUGUCAAGGUGGACAUGAGGGGAUAGUGGGCAUGUUGAUCAGGGCCAGGAUGCCAGUGGAUGGUGUAAAUAACGACGGACUGACGCCUCUCGCGCUGGCGGUGGAGGGUGUCCAUGAUGAGAUUGUGCAGAUGCUGUUGAUGCAUGGCCGUGCGGAUCCGAAUCAUACUUAUGCUGAGCAGUCACUGCUCUGGAGGGCUUUGAAGCGACUGAUUGCUGCCGCCAACCUCGCCUCCAGGACUACAAGCAGCCCGGGGACCUCAACAGCGGUAGCUCAUGCCAAGUACGUGACGGUGACUGCGAUUGAGAGGAUCAUCCAUCUUCUGAUAGCGUCCGGCGCCGAUGUCAUUGCUCCGCAGGGCGAGCUCGGGAUCACUCCGCUGCAUGAGGCUUGCCGACUAGGGCUGGACUCGAUCGUCGAGAUGAUGCUCUCCCCACCACAAGGUGCCCACGCAUCCGCCCCGUUCCACAGCGAGAAGCAUGGUCACAGUGGUAUCGUCGAAACACAUCUCUGGUCAGGCCACACACCCCUCUUCUUCGCCGUUGAAGGUGGUCACUUGACCACAACCAAGCUCCUAAUCGAGAAAUACCACGCGGAUAUCAACGCCCGAACAGCAGUUGACGCAACCGUGCUAUGGGCGGCUAUCGGACACCCACAUAUACUACGCUACCUCUUAACCCUGAAGCCUUUGCAAGGACAAGGGGUUAACAGAACGGGAAGUGUCCGCAAGCGGCUAAGGCUGAUGAGCUUUGGGCGCAGUAGCGAAGAUGGGACAUUGGGAGCAGAAGGAUUUGGGGUGAACCAUAGAGAUCAUGGAGGAGCAACGGUUCUUCAUGCUGCCGCUGCGGCGGGUCAGAUGGAAGAUGUGAGGAUACUGCUAAGGAAAGGGGCAAAGCAGUUUGCUGCUCAUGAGGUGUAUGAUGAUUUGGCGGGCAGGAAGGGAGGUACGUACCGACAAGGAACACCGGCUGGGAUUGCCAGACAAAAAGGCCAUGAUAGGAUUGCGGAGAUGAUAGAAGGCUGGCGGUAAAAAAGGGUUUCUUGGUGACUUGGGGGCGCGGUCAGUAAGCGCAUUUGGUUCAGCGCAUAGUCAAAGCACCAGUUUCAAUAUGGUAUUCCCCGCUUCCCUCUCUUUCAGAUCAUCGGUAGUGACUAACGGCAAAGCUUUGAACCUGACAGUGUAGAUGCCCUUUGAUGUUGUGGUUUCC
Messenger RNA from Neurospora tetraspora, 2832 nucleotides. Its product is annotated as ankyrin repeat-containing domain protein. Gene Ontology annotation, molecular function: protein binding. The record is from RefSeq and is a predicted model, not a curated record. The transcript is spliced from 2 exons. The coding region runs from base 339 to 2654 and encodes 771 amino acids. Lineage: Eukaryota; Fungi; Ascomycota; Sordariomycetes; Sordariales; Sordariaceae.